Messenger RNA from Orycteropus afer afer, 4464 nucleotides. It is a transcript of the gene PIK3C2G, whose product is annotated as phosphatidylinositol-4-phosphate 3-kinase catalytic subunit type 2 gamma. Gene Ontology annotation, biological process: phosphatidylinositol-3-phosphate biosynthetic process; phosphatidylinositol-mediated signaling; cell migration. Bases 1 to 4464 code for a protein of 1487 amino acids. The record is from RefSeq and is a predicted model, not a curated record. The transcript has 32 exons. Gene Ontology annotation, molecular function: phosphatidylinositol binding; 1-phosphatidylinositol-3-kinase activity; 1-phosphatidylinositol-4-phosphate 3-kinase activity. Gene Ontology annotation, cellular component: phosphatidylinositol 3-kinase complex; plasma membrane; cytoplasm. Lineage: Eukaryota; Metazoa; Chordata; Mammalia; Tubulidentata; Orycteropodidae.
AUGGCACAUUGUUGGCAAAGGGAUCAAAAUCCCAAUAAAUCACAUGAAGAGCAGUAUGAACACCAAGACUUUCACUCUGUAAAUCAACCCAUUUCCCCUAGCCAAGUCAGUCUGGGUUUUGAUCCAGUAGUAGAUGAGCUCAGUAAUAAAAGUCCACUCUAUCAGAGCGACAUUAAAGAAAAUACCUUUCUCUUGCCCAGUGUACCAAACUUGCAGUCAGAAAUACAUCCAUUAGAUGAAACAUACCAAAUACCUUUGAAUGAAAUUACCUUGAAAAGCCAUGAACUCUCCUGGCAGCAAGAUAGGAAAACACCAAUAAUUGGUUUUAAACCUUCUAUGCUACCAAAACCUCAAAACAUAAAUAAAGCAUGUCCUCAGGGAAACCCUGUAGAAAAAUACGAUGGUGCUAAUGAUUCCAGAUUCAGUAGUUCAGCUUCAUCACUCACUAGUUUGGAUAAAAUUAAUUCAUGGAGAGAAUUGGAAAAUGAAAAUCAUAACUACCAUAUAGGAUUUGAAAGUAGCAUCCUUCCCAUGUAUCCAUACUUCUCAACUGACUUUAUGGCAAAAGAAAAAGAUAAAAAGACUGAAAAUAUGACCACAACAGAAUCUUCUAUGGCUCUCUCAAAAGAUUCUUUUCUGCCCAGGAGUUGGGAAAGCAAAUGGCCAAAUAACAUAGAGCCAGUAGGUUGUUCCAUUCCCCUUGUUGAAGUACCCCAAGGUAGUCAUAUGAAUUUGGCCUCCUUUUGUGACAAAGUAAAAAAAAUAAGAGAAACAUAUCUUGCAGCUGACAUCAAUUCUAAUUCCGGAAAGAUCUGGAGCAUUAUUUCAGCAUUUCCAUAUCAGCUCUUUUCUAAUACUAAAUUUAAUAUAAAUAUUUUUAAUGAUAACUCAACACAAGUACUUCAUCUAACACCAUAUGCUAAUUAUCUCGUCAAAGACUUAAUUGCAGAAAUUCUACAUUUUUGUACAAAUGACCAGUUGUUCCCUAAAGAUCAUCAUCUAAGUAUAUGUGGUUCUGAAGAAUUUUUACAGAAUGAUUACUAUUUGGGGAACCACAAAAUAUUUCAGAAAAACAAAAGUGUUAUUCAACUUCAUCUGCAAAAAAACAGAGGAUCUCCAGGAAAGUUAUCUAGAAAGCAUGAAGAUGACCAUACUCAGUUUUAUCUGAACCAACUUCUGGAAUAUAUGCAUAUUUGGAAAGUAUCCAGACAAUGCCUCUCAACAAUAAUACAAAGAUAUGACUUCCACCUGCAAUACUUUUUGAAAACCCAGCAAAAUAUGGUUAAUAUUACUGAAGAAGUUAAAAAUAUAUGCAGUGUUCUCGGGUGUGUGGAAACGAAGCAAAUUACAGAUGCCAUAAAUAAACUAAAUCUAAUUCUUCAGAGCAAAGCAGUGGAUUUACAUCAAAACUCAGAGACUUCAAUAAAAGGCUCAAUAGAAAAAGUGACAGCUGAGCUAUCUGCAGCCAUCUACCAUCUAAUUGAUGUGUAUUGUAGCAGCUUUUAUACAGAUUUUCAGCCUGUAAACACACCUGGAAGGAUUUCCUUUGUAAAUCCUGCCCUGGAUUGCUAUUUUAGCUUCACAGUGUAUGCAGCUCACAACAUCCCAGAGACCUGGGUGCACGGCUACAAAGCAUUUUCUUUUUCCUGUUGUCUUACAUAUGCUGGAAAGAAGCUAUGUCAAGUGAGAAAUUACAGACAUAUUCCAGCAAAGAAACUAUUUUUUUCCUUGGUCAACUGGAAUGAAACGAUCAAUUUUCCUCUUGAAAUAAAGUCACUUCCAAGGGAAUCCAUGCUCACUAUAAAAUUGUUUGGGAUUGAUCAUACAACCAACAGUACAGUUUUAUUGGCCUGGACUUGCUUUCCAGUGUUUCCAAAAGAAAAACCCAUUAUUGGGUCUAAGCUGUUCAGUAUGACAUUACAGAGUGAGCCUCCCAUAGAAAUGAUAGCUCCAGGAGUGUGGGAUAUAAGUCAGCUAUCCCCAGUGACCCUGCAGAUUGAUUUCCCAGCUACCAGGUGGGAGUAUAUGAAAUCUGAUCCUGAAGAAAAUAGAAGUAAUCUUGAAGAACCACCAAAAGAGUGCUUAAAACAUAUUGCCAGACUUUCACAGAAGCAAUCUCCCUUACUACUCUCUGAGGAAAAGAGAAGAUACUUAUGGUUUUAUCGCUUCUACUGCAAUAAUGAAAACUGCUCCCUUCCUUUGGUGCUGGGUAGUGCCCCUGGAUGGGAUGAAAGAACUGUUGCAGAUAUGCAUACCAUUUUGAGAGCAUGGACAUUUUCUCACCCUUUGGAGGCACUUGGGCUUUUGACUUCCAGUUUUCCAGAUCAUGAAAUUCGUCGAGCAGCAGUUCAACAAUUAGACAACCUCUUGAAUGACGAACUCCUGGAAUAUCUCCCACAGUUAGUUCAGGCUCUCAAGUUUGAAUGGAAUCUUGAAAGCCCCCUGGUGCAACUCCUGCUACACCGCUCAUUGCAAAGCAUCCAAGUUGCUCAUCGUCUUUACUGGCUGCUAACGGAUGCACAGAAUGAAGCUUAUUUUAAAAGCUGGUACCAGAAGCUGCUUGCUGCUCUCCAAUUCUGUGCAGGAAAAGCCUUGAGUGAUGAAUUUUUCAAGGAGAGGAAACUUAUCAAAAUUCUGGGAGAUAUAGGGGAGAAAGUCAAGUCUGCCAGUGACCCUCAAAGACAGGAGGUACUGAAGAAAGAAAUUGACAGACUUGAAGAAUUCUUUCAAGAUAAAAAUUCUGGUAUUUGUCACCUUCCUCUAAACCCUGCCCUUUGCAUAAAAGGGAUUGACCAUGAUGCUUGUUCGUAUUUCACAUCUAAUGCUUUCCCAUUGAAGAUUACUUUCAUCAAUGCUAAUCCAAUGGGCCAAAAAAUCAGCAUUAUUUUUAAGUCAGGAGAUGAUCUUCGCCAAGAUAUGCUUGUUCUGCAAAUUGUUCAAGUGAUGGACAACAUUUGGCUGCAGGAGGGCCUGGAUAUGCAAAUGAUCAUUUAUAGAUGCCUAUCCACAGGAAAAGACCAAGGAUUGGUGCAGAUGGUGCCUGAUGCUGUAACCCUAGCAAAGAUUCAUCGACAUUCUGGACUGAUAGGACCACUGAAAGAAAAUACAAUCAAGAAGUGGUUCAGUGAGCACAACCUUAUAAGGGCAGAUUAUGAAAAGGCCUUGAAGAAUUUUUUCUAUUCCUGUGCUGGCUGGUGUGUGGUAACAUUCAUCCUGGGAGUCUGUGAUCGUCACAAUGACAACAUUAUGCUGACAAAGUCAGGCCACAUGUUUCAUAUUGACUUUGGAAAAUUCUUAGGUCAUGCACAAACAUUUGGAGGGAUAAAAAGGGACCGUGCCCCUUUUAUUUUUACUUCAGAGAUGGAGUACUUUAUUACAGAGGGUGGAAAAAACCCACAGCAUUUCCAAGAUUUUGUGGAACUUUGCUGUCGAGCUUAUAAUACUGUCAGAAGGCACAGUCGACUUCUCUUGAACCUGCUAGAAAUGAUGCUACAUGCAGGAUUGCCUGAGCUAAGUGGAAUUCAAGAUCUGAAAUAUGUGUAUGAUAAUCUUCGUCCACAAGACACAGAUCUGAAAGCAACAAGUCAUUUUACCAAGAAAAUAAAGGAAAGUCUGGAGUGUUUCCCUGUUAAGUUGAAUAAUUUGAUCCACAUACUGGCACAGAUGUCAACUGUAAGUCCUGCCAAAUCUACUUCACAGACUUUUCCCCAGGAAUCCUGUAUGCUGAGCAAAACCAGGUCAAUUCAAAGAGCAACAAUUUUAGGGUUCAGCAAAAAACACAGUCAUCUGUAUCUAAUCCAGGUGACACACCGUAACAAUCAAACAAGCCUGAUGGAAAAAUCUUUUGACCAGAUUUCAAAAUUUCACAAUCAACUUCAGAAGCAGUUUGCAUCAUUGACUCUCCCAGAGUUUCCUCAUUGGUGGCACCUACCUUUUACAAAUUCAGAUUAUAAAAGAUUCAGAGAUCUAAAUCGUUACAUGCAACAGUUAUUAAAUGGACCGGAUGAAGUUGCAAAUAGUGACUAUGUACUUAGUUUUUUCCUUGCUGAACCUGUGAAACAAAUUGAAGAAUCAUCACUUUUCAACCCAGGUGAGAAGUUGACCGACAAGAAGCCUAAGGUGCAGUUAGUCAUAUCAUAUGAGAAUAUGAAGCUGACAAUACUAGUGAAACACAUGAAGAACAUUCAUCUCCCAGAUGGCUCCGUGCCCAGUGCACAUGUUGAAUUUUAUCUUUUACCAUAUCCCAGUGAAGUUCGUAGGAGGAAAACAAAAGCUGUUCCAAAAUGUACCGACCCCACUUACAAUGAAAUUGUGGUAUACAAUGAAGUCACAGAGUUACAAGGACAUGUCUUAAUGCUUGUUGUGAAGAGUAAAACCACAUUUGUAGGAGCAAUUAACAUCCAACUUGGUAGUGUACCGCUCAAAGAAGAAAAAUGGUAUCCACUAGGAAAUAGUAUAAUUUGA